GAAACAAACACAUGACACACACACAAACACACUACAUGCACACACACACACAUGCUCAUAAACACACACACAUGCUCACAAACACACACAUACACACACUCACACAGACAACUCACUUCACACAUACGCAAAAUACACACAUACACACAUGUACUUCAACAUAAACACACUCAACUCACAACCAUUCAUAUACAUGCUCAAAUCUUGCUCUCCUUUAAUGCUCUCUCAGUUCCUAUUGCUCUCCCUCUAUCUCUGUCUCUCUGGCUCUCUCAUUCUGCUAUUCACACAUCAUAGAGUAAGCAGUAAUAACAAUGCUGCCACAGAAUAUAAGCAGCGACAGCGUCAGCAACACCAGCAGCAGCAGCAACAGCAGCAGCAGCACCAGCAACAGCAGCAACAGCAGCAGCAGUAAAUGUACAACUUCACAUUGGGAUACCUACGCUGUAUAACAUCACAUUACGAAAGGAUUCGGCACUUUUCUGGAUUUUCUCACUGGAUUGGAUUUUUACAUUAAGAAAUAUGAAGAUACAUACAUAUAUAUUCCUCUUCCUUCCAAAUCUCUCCUUGUGCAUAGAUAUCACUUAUCAAGUAGAGGAAGGGCAAAGACCUGAUACAUAUAUUGGAAAUAUCGCUGCAGACAUACAGUUGGAAAACAUACCUUUAAAAGACCGUGCAUUAAUUUGGUUCAGUCAACUAAAAGAGGGUGUUAAUGACACAUUAUGGUUAUUUAAUGUCUCAAGAACUGGGAAACUUUACACAGCCCAACAACUAGAUACUGAAGCUCUUUGCAAAUACAAUACUGAAUGCUUCAGGACAGUUGACAUUGCUGUUCAAAAUAAGGAAUCAUUUGUAAAAAUUCUUGAAAUCAAAGUUAUAUUAAAAGACGUCAAUGAUCACCGUCCAGAGUUCCCUGAGGAUCAUGUAAAGAUAGAAUUUUCUGAAGAUGAUCGCAAAGGGGUAAGACGUUCAAUAGCAAAUGCCAUUGACAAAGAUGUUGGAAUUCAGAACUCACAAAUUGUUUACUGGAUGAAGAAUGAACACGGACAGCCAUUUAGUUUAUCUGUGUCCAAGAAAAUAGAUGGGACAGCUAAACUUGGAAUAAUUUUGGAGCAAAGACUUGAUAGAGAAAUGGAAGAUAAUUAUGACAUACAGAUAGUAGCCAAGGACCAAGGAUUUCCUCCAAAACAAACUAUUUUAAAUGUCCACAUUUCCAUAACGGAUGUUAAUGAUAAUCCACCACGUUUUGCUAAAAAUGUUUACAAUGUUUCACUCAAUAAUGGAUUUAGGAAAAACAAACCCAUUACCAUAUUAUCUGCAACGGAUUUAGAUAGUGGCGAAAAUGGUAAAAUAUCAUAUUAUUUUGGCUCCAAAACAUCUAACAAUGCUAAAUCAUAUUUCAAAUUAGUUAAAGAAACAGGUGAGAUUUUCCUUAUCCAAAAGUAUUUCUCAGGAUCCAAGAAAAUGCACAAGUUGUUUAUUGAAGCUGUAGAUGGGGGUAUUCCACCUUUGAGUUCUACAGCAAUGGUUUUAGUAAAUAUCAUAAAUCAACAAAAUAACAUACCCAAAAUUGAGGUAAAAUUUGUUUCCCAAUCAUCUGGAAACAAAUUGACAAUAUCUGAAGGAAUAAAAGUAGGCAGUUUUAUAGCCUUUGUUAAGAUCAUAGAUGAUGACAUUGGUCAGAAUGGAGAAGUUGACUGUUUCCUUCAUCAUGACAAACUUCAACUUCAAAGUUUAGGUAAAAUGAAAUAUAAAGUUAUAGUUAAAAGUGAAAUUGAUAGAGAAACUGAAAGUCACAUUGAAUUUGAUAUAACUUGCAAAGAUAGAGGUUCUCCUUCAUUACAAACUCAGAGUCAAUUUUCAAUUGAAGUAGUGGAUAUCAAUGAUGUAAGGCCUAUGUUUACCAAAGAUACUUUUAAAUUUUUGGCCUAUGAAAAUGAAAAAUCAAACUUCCUUGUUGGAUUUAUAAAUGCCACUGAUCCAGACCUGGGACCAGAAAAUAAACUCUAUUAUUCACUCUUCAGUAAGGAUCAAUAUGUUCUUCCAUUUGAAAUUUCUGAUUUUGGAUUUAUUUCAACAACACAAUCUUUAGAUCGUGAGCAACAAGAGAUCUAUAAAUUUCAAGUUUCUGUAAAAGACAGUGGAAUACCACCGUUAAACAACACUGCAAAUGUUAUUGUUAAAGUCAUGGAUGAGAAUGACAACGUACCAUACUUUACUUUCCCUAGUGUUAACCCCUUCAGUCUAGAUGUCCACUAUCAUCCACAAAUUAACAAAGACAUCACAGUACUAAGAGCCUCUGACAGAGACAGUCAUGUGAAUGCUUUCCUGACAUAUGAAAUUGUCAAAGGCAAUGACAAACAGUUGUUUAAUGUAAACCCACAUUCUGGAGUAUUGUCUUUCUCUCGUCCAGUUUACCAAAAUGAUGCUGGCUCAUAUGACCUUGGUUUUGUGGUCAGAGACAGUGGGACUCCAGUAUUAUCAGCAACCACUACAGUAUUUCUGACUCUAACAGUCAGCAACAGCACUUCUCAGCUUUACACAGCUCAACACACUGAGUCAGAUGAUAUGAUACAUAUCAGUUUAGUAGUAAUAAUUGUAAUAGCUGCUGUGAUAAUAUCUACAGCUAUUGUAGUUUCUAUAAUAGUCUGUAUUGUUCAAAGACAGAAUCAAAGAGAGGUCCAGUACGGUUACCGGAUUGAUGCAAACAAUGAUUUAGUUGGAGAACGAAGGCCAUCAGAAUAUAUAUGCGAACCUAUUUCACCAAAAUAUGACAUUCCAUUUACUAUAGUAGGAGACCAAGUUAGUAAUAGAAACUGUCAAAUUACAGUACCCAAAAGGGAAACCCAUUCAGGAUAUAAAUCAGAACCUAAUCUAGAAGGUUCUGCUUCUGGAUUUCAAAUGCAGACCAUAACAAAAGGAGAUAGUCAGGCGGCAACUGUGGCUUCUAACAUUGGUAGAGAAGGACAUAUGAUUGCAAGUUCAGAUGAUUUCUGUCGAAAAUCUAUGUCUUCUCAUAUUGAUAAAGGACAAGGCCAGAAAGAGGGAAACGCUCAACUUUAUCAAGAAUUAUUAGGUCGCAAAUUAUGCCAAAUUGAACAACCACAGAACUCAAACAAGACAUCUAGUCUUCCCAGGGAUUCUGACAUAAAUGUCAAGGUCUGUUACCCAGCUAAAAUUGGUCAGAAUACUACAUGCAAUGAUGUAAUUGAUCUAAAGUCCAUCAGAGUAACAGGAACAAGUUCUAUAUCAUCCCAACCAUGGAAUUUACCAACAAAGAACAGUUUCACUUCUUAUAUCAAACCAUUACCUGCAUUACCAAAAUUACCUUAUUCACCAACCUGAAAUGAAUUUUUUUUUUCUCUUGGAUAGACACAAAAGUUUACGUUCAUAUUAUAUAUGUGUACCCACAUAUAUAUGAUAAUAGCUGUGAGUAAACUAUGAAAAGCAGAGACAAUUAAUGGUGAAAGACAGCUACAAUUUAUUUACAAUAUACACACAGAUAUAUAUAUACAUAUAUACAUAUAUACAUAUAUAUAUAUGUAUGUAUAUAUACUAUGUAUGUAUAUUGUUCACAAGCAUAAUGCACUUGCUAUGUGUGUACAUAUAUAAAAAUAAGAGAUGUAUAUUUAUGAAUAAAUAUGUUUGAGAAAAUACAGAAGUGUUAACAAAGGAAAUAUGCAUAAAUGCAGAUAUUCAUUCAUAUAUAAAUACUUAUGUAUUGAAACAUUUCUACAGAUAGGAAUAUAACUGCAUUUAUACUUGUGUGGGACUGUGUGUUUGUACACUUAUACACUC
Molecule: messenger RNA, 3795 nt
Organism: Octopus bimaculoides (California two-spot octopus)
Lineage: Eukaryota; Metazoa; Mollusca; Cephalopoda; Octopoda; Octopodidae
Product: protocadherin-18-like
Biological process (GO): homophilic cell-cell adhesion
Cellular component (GO): plasma membrane
Molecular function (GO): calcium ion binding
Source: RefSeq, a predicted model, not a curated record